AAAUUUCAGCUGGGUAUGUAUCUUUUUUUGUAUUUGAUGACAUAAAAAUAUAUAUUUUUUGAUAUUAGUUUUUUUUUUUUUUUGGUUGAAAUUUUGGAUUUUGGGGAUUAAUGGAGGAAGUGGAAUUAGCUAAUAAAGCUGCAGUUGAAAGUUGUCAUAGAAUUUUAAAUUUAUUAGCUCAGCCUAAAGAUCAUGUACAAGCAAAAAACUUAACUAUACAAACAGGGGAAGCUGUUAUUAGAUUCAAGAGAGUUGUAUCUCUACUUAAUAAUGGUUUAGGUCAUUGUAGAGUAAGGAAAUCUGAAAAAGUUCAAAACUUGAUUCCUCAAAACAUACUGUUAGACAACCCCACUAAGAAAGUAGUUCCAAAUUACCCGAAUCAAGAAACCUGUUCAAAUGGUGUUAAAAACAGUCUUAUGCUAGGUAACCAUAAGCCGGUAGUUGAUAUGUGCUCGAUACAAAUUGGGAGUUCCCAGCAAACCCCUAACCCGAAUAGUAACUAUCAGUUUUUGCAACAACAUCACCAGCAACAUACACAGUUACAGCUUAAACAGCAGGCUGAGAUGAUGUAUCGGCGUAGUAAUAGUGGGAUAAAUUUGAAUUUUGAUAAUGCUGGUUGUACGCCUACUAUAUCGGCGAAUAGGUCUUUUAUGUCUUCGUUGAGUAUGGAAGGGAGUGUGACUACUUUAGAUGGGAGUUCUUUUCAGUUGAUUGGAUCAACGAGGUCAACUGAUCAAGGUUCGCAGCAACAUAAAUCGAGGUGUUCUGGUAGGGGAGAGGAUGGCAGUGUGAAAUGUGGUAGCUCUGGUAGAUGUCACUGCUCCAAGAAGAGGAAGCACCGGGUUAAGAGGUCAAUCAAAGUACCGGCUGUCAGUAAUAAGCUUGCUGAUAUCCCCCCUGAUGAAUAUUCUUGGAGGAAGUAUGGCCAGAAGCCUAUCAAGGGCUCGCCUCAUCCCAGGGGUUACUAUAAAUGCAGCAGUAUGAGAGGUUGCCCAGCAAGGAAGCAUGUGGAGCGAUGCUUGGAUGAUUCAGCAAUGCUUAUUGUCACCUAUGAAGGUGAGCACAACCAUACAAGGGUACCAUCUCAAUCAGCAAACACGUGAAAAGAAUCCCGAAAGCCUGGCCCUGUGUUGUUUGUUGUCUAUUUUAAAUAUUUUCUUGAUCGCAUUGGGUUGCUUCCCCGUACAUGUUUUUAGUGCGAUUUUGGAGAAAUAUAUUGAGGGUUGGAUCAAAUUUUCCUAUGGAAUGAUUGGUUUUUGGUUCUUUUGUAUGAACUUAGAGUAGACAUCUGGUGUUCCUUUGUUGUUGUGGUACAUUGCAUCUUUGAUUGGCUUAAAUGAUCCCCUUUUGCUGGGCUGAGCCUGUCAAAUUCUCCACUCUUUUGCGGUUUAGAGAAUUAGCAGUGGUUUUGCUACUGGUCAA
This is a messenger RNA of Erigeron canadensis, 1422 nucleotides long. RefSeq names its product probable WRKY transcription factor 21. Gene Ontology annotation, biological process: regulation of DNA-templated transcription. The coding region runs from base 111 to 1103 and encodes 330 amino acids. The record is from RefSeq and is a predicted model, not a curated record. Lineage: Eukaryota; Viridiplantae; Streptophyta; Magnoliopsida; Asterales; Asteraceae. The transcript is spliced from 3 exons. Gene Ontology annotation, molecular function: DNA-binding transcription factor activity; sequence-specific DNA binding.